GCCGUGGGGCAGCUCUGCGCGACAGCGAGCAUAACUUCCAACCUCGCCCAAUGUCAGACAUUGGUUCGCAAGGCAGCAGCAGCAGGUGCCAAGGUCCUUUUCUUGCCAGAGGCAUCGGACUAUAUUGCCUCUUCUGCAGAGGAGUCCCUGGCCCUUGCCCGGUCACCGGACUGUGGUAAUUUUAUCUCAGCUCUACAACAAGCAGCUAGAGGAGAGAGCAUGCAUAUAAAUGUUGGCAUUCACGAGCUAGCUUCUGAGAAUAGGCUCAAGAACUCCUUGGUCUGGAUCGAUGAUAAGGGAACAGUCACCCAGAACUAUCAGAAAGUCCACCUAUUUGACGUUGAGAUCAAAGAUGGCCCCAUAUUGAAAGAGAGCAAGAAUGUGGAGCCUGGACAGAAAAUCCUUCCACCAUUUGAUACGCCGGUGGGACGUGUCGGUCUAGCUAUCUGUUUUGAUCUACGCUUCCCAGAGAUAAGCCUAGCAUUGCGGCGUCAAAACGCAGAAGUCAUUACCUAUCCGUCUGCAUUCACAGUUCCAACGGGCAGAGCUCACUGGGAAUCUCUACUCAGAGCUAGAGCUAUUGAGACCCAAUCCUAUGUGAUAGCUGCUGCGCAAGGCGGUCCGCAUAAUGAGAAAAGACGCAGCUAUGGUCAUUCUAUGAUUGUCAACCCAUGGGGCGAGGUGGUAGCAGAAUUGGGUGACGAGUAUCCAGAACCCCAAAUCGUAACUGCCGAUAUUGACCUCGACCUCGUCUCGAAGAUUCGGAGGGAGAUGCCUCUGCUCAGGAGGACCGAUAUCUACCCAGAGGUCUGA
Penicillium cataractarum is the source of this 813-nucleotide messenger RNA. RefSeq names its product carbon-nitrogen hydrolase family protein. The record is from RefSeq and is a predicted model, not a curated record. Lineage: Eukaryota; Fungi; Ascomycota; Eurotiomycetes; Eurotiales; Aspergillaceae. Gene Ontology annotation, molecular function: hydrolase activity, acting on carbon-nitrogen (but not peptide) bonds, in linear amides. The annotation marks the transcript as partial. The transcript has 4 exons.